This is a messenger RNA of Lineus longissimus, 7219 nucleotides long. RefSeq names its product endophilin-A-like. The record is from RefSeq and is a predicted model, not a curated record. Gene Ontology annotation, cellular component: glutamatergic synapse; cytoplasm; presynapse. The coding region runs from base 98 to 1213 and encodes 371 amino acids. Lineage: Eukaryota; Metazoa; Nemertea; Pilidiophora; Heteronemertea; Lineidae. The transcript is spliced from 11 exons. Gene Ontology annotation, biological process: synaptic vesicle uncoating. Gene Ontology annotation, molecular function: protein binding.
UCCGCUUAAACUCUGUGACGGAAGUGAUCUGGAUUUCACCAAUAAAUUCUUAAUUUCUGCGUUUUGUGUUGGAAUAAAACAACAAUAAACAUUUAAAAUGACUUUUGCUGGUUUUAAAAAACAGAUAAAUAAAGCCAAUCAGUAUGUCAGUGAAAAGAUCGGUGGUGCUAAAGGGACAGAGUUAGAUGAUGAAUUUGUAGAAAUGGAACGAAAAUUUGAUGUCACUGCAAAAUUUGUUGAAGAUGUCCAAGGAAAGACACAUGAAUAUUUACAGCCAAAUCCAGCAACAAGAACCAAAAUGAUGUUAGUUUCCAAACUGAAGGGCCAGAGCAAUAAAACUGCACUUUAUCCACAGCCAGAAGGGACGCUAGGGGAAUGUAUGUCAAAACAUGGCACAGAUUUAGGUGACGACUCAUAUCUCGGUAUGGCCUUGAUGGAAGCUGGUGACACAUAUAAACAGAUAGCGGAAUACAAAUACAGUUUAGAGGAUAGUGUCAAACAAAAUUUCCUUGAACCACUGCAUCAGUUACAAUCGAAAGAUUUCAGAGAAGUACAGCAUCAUAGGAAAAAAUUAAACAGUCGGAGGCUAGACUUCGAUUGUAAAAAGAGGAAACAGACUAAAGAAAAGAAACCAGGUAAAAAAUCUAACCGUGCUGAUUGUUUGGGUUCAGCUGUAUCUGAGGAAGAGAUCAGGCUUGCUGAGGAGAAGUUUGAAGAGUCGAGAAAGCUAGCAUGGAUCGCUAUGAAAAAUGUCCUCGAGAAUGAUGUUGAGCAGAUCACCCAGCUAUCCGAACUAGUGGAUGCUCUGGUGGACUACCACACAAACUGUGCUGAAGCACUCAGGAGGCUGCAGGAGUCUCUCAAGGAGAAGGUUGGUGAGGCAGCAGCACGACCAAAGGCCGAACUUCCAGCACGUCUGAACUCAAGUAAAGGUCUCUCACCGUACAACAACGAUGAUAUUGAUAAUGGCUCGACAUACUCUGUUUCCCCGAUGCCUUCUCCAGCACAUCAGCCUCACUCAUCUUUCCAAAACCCAUGUGCCCGAGCCCUGUAUGACUUUGACCCAGAAAACGAAGGUGAAUUGGGAUUCGAGCAAGGUGAAAUCAUCAACCUCACCAACCGCAUCGACGAGAACUGGCUGGAGGGUGAAAUACACGGAAAGACGGGAUACUUCCCGGAAAAUUACGUUGACAUCAUCACCGACCUUCCUUGAAGAGAAACUCAUCUGCUGAAACAAUGUACACUCCAUGAUGUUUGGGCAAAUAUCUAUUUCAUAGCCUAAUCAGUUUGUUCAUUUGAUUAGAAUUGUAAAGAUUUCUUCUGUUAGAACUUUGCAGAUGGAGACUACAUCUGUGCCAUUUGACGCUGCCCGCAGUGUGUCUCUUCCCAUCAGUUUUAGCUCUGGAGUGCGCACUUUUGGGGAAAUUGUACCUUAUGACGCUGAAUAUUUGUGCAGUUUGCUAUGAUUUCUUUCUUCUAAAUAAAGAUAUUCAAAUAUCCUUGACACCUGAAAGAUUAAUAUCCUGUUUAAAGCGAUUUAAAUUGAUUAGAUUACGAUUUUACUUGCUUGGGCUAACUUAUGAUAAGGUAAUAGGCCUACAUGUAUGUGUUGAAGCAGAUUUUUUCUUUUUAGCGUGAUCUCUAUUUGAUGACUUCGCCUGGUAGAUUAGUUUAUAUUUGACAAUUUUUUUUCAAAUUUAUUUCUGUGGUGAAUGUCUAUGUAUUGCGACAAUACUCUUCAUUUGGUUGAGCUUAUACCUACAAGGUGUCUCUAAAUUGGCUUGGCUUAGGACAUAGCUCUAGAUGCUCUGUGUAGGUCCCUAAAGUGCAGUGUGUGGUGCUUCUUCAUCAUGAAGAAUCAGCUUCAGGCUUGAAAUGACAGAUUUCAGUGGCAUGCAUUGAUCAUCUGGACUCCCAAGUGUUUUGUCCCACCUUGUACCUUUGGCUCUUUUGGGAGAGCGUACUGAGGUCAUGUCAAGGUCAAAGCCUUAGAGGUCAAGGUGACAUCUGUUAAGUAUCAUCUUACAAUACCCUACUUUCUGAUCGUGAUGCCCUAUUUGAUUGGUUACAUUCCAAACUUAGUCUCAUUAAUAUGAUUUCUGGCCAUUAGAGAUGGUACGAUUCCUCCGGUCAUCUGGAAUAAUUUGAUAUCUGCAAACAUAUAGAAGCAGGGUUACUCAGACCAUUCAGAGAGAAGGACUUUGUCCACAUGUUGCAAUAGGCCAGUUCAUUGAUAUAAAUUUUCCUGUUUUAAAGGAUAUACCUGUACAUGUAUGUCAUAGAAAUCAUUUGAAAAACCUUACAUUCUGGAAGAGGUUUUAAAUUGGAAAUCUUGGUGAAAGAAAAUUAGUGGGAAAUAGGCAUAUAGUAAAGGUUGCCCACCACACCGGAACAAAAAGGUAACUUAGCAAUAACAUUUCCUUUUAAGUAUUCAGAUAAACAGCAACACCUUAUUAUUGAUAUGUUAUGUGGAGAAUUUUUGUAUCAGCUUCAUGAUUGAUAGUGUCCUGACACACAGUCGACAGAGCCCGCCGCUUCUUUCUUUCAGGGAGGACUUUACGCUUGAGCCAGGUAGGUCAGAAUAAAUUACAUUAAAUCACCAAUAGGGGUCUCUCCUAUCUCACAGUGCAUCAAAACUAUUCAUACUGUGUGAGGAGUGUAAUUAGUGCUGAAUCAAACACAGCCCAUGCCCCUCACUGCAUACUGGUCACCUGAAGCCUAUGAAUUUGACGCUCCAGCUCCUGCCUUUAGUCGCACCCUUAGCUUUUUAUUGGUGGAAGUGCAUGCCUUAGUCGAGCAAUUGGCUGGUUAUUAGUCAAGUUAUAUGUUAGAGGUAUUAACCGAGCAAGAAAUUCAUAUUUAUAGAAAACAAUAAUUGUAUAGUAUUGCGUAAUCAAACUCUUCAUUUUCUAAUUUUUCUGAAACUUUUGUCAAGUAAUCUUAUUGAAUGAAUCUUAGAAGACCCUGUUUAGAUCCUGUGAUUUGAUAUUGAAUACUCAUGGCAAUUGUGGUGAUAGAAGCAAGCAUUUAUCUUUUAUAUUGUGCCCUGGAUGAUAUAGAGGGACCAAAAAGUGGGCUGGAAAGUAGCUGUUAGGAUCUAGACUUUGAAAUGAUAAAUGACUGAUGAGUGAAGGAGACAUGAAGUUAGUUGGUUAUAGCAAUGAUUUAAGUCAGAAAAUGAAGAGUUUGGCUCUAUUUUGAAUACCUUGCAUAUAGACAUAGUAUGCGUUAUGGAUUAGAUUAUCAAUGUCACGAUGAAAUUCUGAUUUGAAAAUGUGUUCAGGUACAAAUUUAUAGGAAUCGAUGUUUAAAAUUUCACAAGUUCCUACUGGAUUUUUAAAGAUGACUCCAUAUCUGUAGAUGUCCUGUGAAUGUCAUUUUUAUACGAAUAUGUCAUAAUUGACAUGAUAAAUAUAACUAAAGAUUAAAUAAGACUAAUUGUAUAUAUGAUGAUUAAUGAAAUCUGUAGUAUGUAUAUUACUGUAGGUUCUGUAAAUGGUGAUGUCAUAUUCCAUGUUUAGUUUUGUGGCUGUGCUUAUUCAAACAUUUGUAGUCAUAACCUCAAAUUGCGAGUCAUAUUGCUCAAUCAAAGGUGAUAAAAUGAUGCAAGGGAUAGUUACAUGUACGUCUUCUGAUCAAAAAGUUUUUCGUUGGAUUUUUUAUUUUUGCGAAUUGAGGUAAUCUAGGUGAAAAUUUAGCAGUCGAAAGUUAAAAGUUUAUAAAAUAUGAUAGUAAAAUCUUAUAUUUUGAAUUAAAUCUUCAUUGUGAUCUGAUGUUUUGCGGAGCAAAAAGUGAUUGAAUAAGCAAGGCCAGAAUUAGAAUGUACAUAGAAAUAGUGCAAUGGUAAUGUGUUUGUGUAACGUUGGUUUAGAGAUGAGGGUCAUAUUUUUGAUACCACACUCCCUGCCACAGCACAUCUACUUGGCAGUUACAAGUUCUUAUAAUAGACAAAAUGACGACAUCAUAACCUAAAAAUCUAUUAUGAUAAUCUCUACUAAAAAAAUUCUGAAUGAUUUUUAGGCUUGCCUGCACAUGCUGUUGAAUAUUGCAUGUAAAAAAUGACUCGGAAUUACUCAUGGCCGAAAAUCUGAAGUACCUGUAAAAGAGUUUGCUAAAAAAUGCCUUAUUGUAUAUAGUUUAUAACCAUAUCUAGUCACGUAUAAGAAGUAUUGCGGCAAGCAAUAUAUUUGUUGUACAAAUACAUGCUGUGACAUAUUUUGAGAGAACAUGCUCCUGGGAAAUGUGGUUUUAAGGAGGUAAUGUGGCUUCUCUGUAAUAGUCAAAUCCCCGAUGUGAUUUUAAAUUUGGAUCCAGAAUAGUAAAUGUAGAAAUAUUAUUCAUUAGAAAAUUCAGUUCUGACAAGUACAAAAUGAAAAUGUUCAUGUCAGGACUAAAUAUCAGUAUGUGGGACUUAAUAGUGUCUCGCAUUGGUUUAUCGCAUUGAUGAUGAUGAAAUCCGAUGAUUAAGAAGAAGUCUCAUGAAAGAGAGAAAUUUAGCAUGUUCAGAUAGAUCCAUUAGAUAUUAUCAAUAUGUAGAGAAAUACUAAGUAUGCAAUGGAUUUGACCCUUUGUUGUGUAUGAAUUGUUCGGAACUUGCACAUAGUGAAUUUAUGAUUUUGAUUCCUUUUGCCACUUUCCUCGAGCAGGAUUUGGACUUACGAUCAGGUAUUGGCAAAUAAGAAUCCAUGCACCUGUCAAGCCUGCUUGUUUGGCUCAAAAGACGUUUGCCAUUAAGCUUAUAGGGCAUUUGAUUGGCUGAUACCUGAGCAGAAAUCCAAAUUCUUGUUUGAGAAAAGUAGUGAAUGGAUUUAACAUGUUUAGCCGGUAAAAUUACCGGGAACUGGUAACAUCAUAGAUAUCUGAUGAGGCCUACAUGUACAGUUGGUUCAGAACUUGGAUCCACAAGAAUAAAACUUUUAAGAAAUAAUUUGGUGAUUAAAAGUUGGUGUUAAAUUGAGGGUGUUUCUUUGCAUUUAAUUCACUGAACACCUAGCGUCAACACUAACUUUAAUACACUCCUGGUUGGCUGUGUUGCUUCCAUGUGUCAACAUUCCAGUGGUUAAUGCAAGAUGUUCUGAACAUAUACAUGUACAUUGAUGGUGUAUUUUUUCUAUGAUAUAGAGGUGUAUUGUGUACAUACAUGUACCAUUGGGUAGUUUUCAUCAUAGAACUACUGGUAUAGUUUUAGAAUUAAUAAACAUGUUCAAUAUCAUCAAGAUUGGACACAAACUUCUGUGAAACAUUUAAAAAUAAUGGGUUGCAUGCUUGUCUAUAUUAGAAGACACCUCAUUAGCUUAGCUAUGAUAUCUAAGAUAGUUGAUAGGGACAUUUAAAAUACAUAAGAAAGCCUGGCUUACCAAAUUACGUAGUCAUGAAAUAUCAGUCCAGAAAUAUCUUGUAGAUAGCUGUCUCCCCGGAGAACCGGCCAAGCUCAGAGCGACAUAUGCCUGGUCUUGCUGUGACAGGUCACAUAUAAUAGUUUCUUUGCUGCUCAAAACAAUUGUUCAGAGAGAGAGAUAAUGUAUUUUGUCCUUCUUGCAUAUGGACGUGGUCACAACUGAAAAGUAAACAACCUCCUGAUAUUCCACUGUGCCAAUAAUCUAGAUGAAUUCGAACAGGGCGCGAAGAGUAUUGCUUCAGACGUAUGAAGAGAAGAGAGUAUUCCUCUGAUAUUCUUGAAAUUUGAUUUAACCCCACCUCAACCACUCUUGUUAGAAAUGUACUCAGAUAUGUAUGAUAAUUUUGUGUUAUAGGUUCUCCUAUACUGAAUGAACAUGACAAUUUGAGCUAAAAAGAGAUUCUUGUGCAAUAUUAUGCCAGCAAUGUAUGUUUUAGAUAACUUAAACUUUCUCGUUCUCUAUUAAUCCAAUACAUUCAGUAAAAACAUUAAAACCACAAACAAAAAACACAGCGUUGUUUUGAACUUCUGCACCUCGGUCCUUUGCAGCCCUGCUAAAAGGUCGAACAUGUUUUCAGGUAUGUGAAAAGCCUGAUUGAUUUGUCUUUUUCCCUGAUAAGUGUAAUUCUUUAUAUUUCUUACCUUCUUCUAUUUCCUUUGACUGAACUGCAUGUACUCCUAACGUUGGGACUCAUAUUGUAUAUUAGCAAAAAGGUUAAUAUUUUACUUGUAGUUCACCUUCUCAGCAUCAGAAAAAGUAAAAAAUUUUAGAUCUUGAUCCAAGAACAAGAUGUCAUUCUGAUGACAGGUACCGUGUUACCUGUUCAAGAACAGUCAUUGAUGUCCAGUAUGCCUGGAAAAAACAAUAUGAGACAAUCAUCUUGUCUUGAUGACAUCAACCAGAUUAAAAAAAUCACCUUGUUCUUGGAUCAUAAUUUGAACCUCUGUACCCUUGUUCUGAUACUCCAGGUGGUAAGAGCUGCUUGGCUAUUUUUUGGUAGGCCUAUCUACUGUUAGCAAGCAACUGUAAUAUGGUGUAUUGCAAAUAUAUGCCCCCACUCGGCUUAAAUUUGUCCGUAAUGUUGGACCAUCUGGUUUUUCUGCAGUGCAUCAUUUUCUGCAUGAAUGACCAACAAGAUCUGGUAGAAGGGUCAGAUCAGUUUACUUGGUAAAGUCAUGCACCAUUUCUUGCUGAUGGAAUUCUAGACCCGGAGCUUAACCCUGUGUUGCCUCUAUCCCCUGGUUCCCUCACUAUAACAAGAUUAACAAGUGUCCAAUGUUCAUCUUCUUGUCUUGCUGUAUAAUAAUCACAAAUCAUCUAGCCUCCUUCACUUGGCCACCAUGCUUGCCAAUCAGAGCCCUUGGAAAGUGACUCUUAUCAUAAAAAAAUGUCACGCCUGCCCCAGAGACAAGCCAGAUAAACCUAUUGGUUGAUAAACAAGGACUCAUCUGAUUUCCGAAUCACUGCGGCUGUGUUGAAGGUCCAGACUUAUGCCAAGGUUGAAUUAGCUGUAUUGUAACAUCAAGACGCUUUACAGAUUUUGUCAAUCAAAAGCAUUCCUUCAUUAAACUUGUUAUGUCUCUGGAAUUGACGAACUUGUCACUAACACUAAUAAAGAUGAUCAAACGAAGUUGAUUGGGUUGGUCAGUGACAGAAGUACAGUUUGGUGGCUCAUUGAAUGAGGCUAGUAAUCACUCAGCGCGACCUGAAUCCCUCCUUGAGAGGUUGGGGCAGUGCUCUUGAUCAUAGUCAGUGUGUAUGCACCAGGUGAUGUAGGGAUAAUCUAUUUUUGUUAUUUAAAAGUAAAUGCUAUGUGUGAA